GAUGAAUUCUUCGUAUGUUAAAAAAACUUGUGCUUUUAAUCGUAUUCGACGCCAGUGUUACUCUAAAUCGGAAAAAUAUGGAUAUCUAUUCGCUCUUCUUCCGAUGUGCUUUUGUGGAGCAAUAGUAAGCGCAAUAGGGCUGAUUGUCUUUUUUAGAAAGAGACCAGUUGUAAAAAUAGCUCCGUCUAUGAAGAAGUUUCUAAGAGCUCUUUGUGUAUCAUCUUUCGGAGUUAGUUUAACGGCUAUACCAUUAGCACCUUUAAGGUGCUUUUCAAGACAUCGUACGUCGAUGAUUGCCUCUGGUUUAUAUGACGCUUUCGUACUUCUUCCUAUAGCAAAUGCUUUUUCGGCAGCUUCUUCUUGGCUUACCGUGGCUAUGACAGUAGAAAGAUUUAUAGCCGUUAAAAAACCAUUUGAAAUGAGAUUUUCGCAUAAAAUUAAUAUAACAUAUCUUAUUAUUUGUAUAUAUCUUGGGGCGUUUGGUCUUCAUUUGCCCUAUUUUUUUUAUCGUUUACCAAAUGCAAGAGGAAUCCCUUUACAAACAGCUUUUGGUCGAAGUCGCUAUUUUCGCUAUUAUCUAUGGGCUAGAAUGAUAAUCGCCAAAAUGAUACCUAUUGUCUUGAUGAUUUUCUUUAACGCUGGCUUGAUAAUUGCGCUUUGGAGAAUCCGUCGGAAUAGAAAUGUCUUAAUUGGUAUAAGGCAGAAUUCCCAUAAUGUAGACCAUCAUGGUAAAAUAACUAUUAUGGCGUUAGCUCUAAGUACAGCUUAUGUUCUUUGUCAUAUAUUGGAACCCAUUAUUCAUACGCCUAUAUUUGAAUUAUUCAUGGGUAAAUGUCAUCUACAUGGAAAAGUUCACAGGCGAAUUACAAUGACGUCAAAUGUACUGGAAUUGUCUAGUUGUACAUUAUAUUUUGUUCUACUAUGCGCAUUCAAUACCUCCUUUAGAAGAGCAGCAAAAUGGCACCUAUUCCCAUGUAAGAGGCAUGUUCAAAUUCAACACGAAGGGCAUCCAACAACAAUUUGGAUUGCUCAACGAGCUGAUUCAAUAAGAAAGCAGUCAUUGAAAAGUUCAUCCGCCUAA
This is a messenger RNA of Dimorphilus gyrociliatus, 1081 nucleotides long. The record is from the annotation of a GenBank genome assembly. NCBI's taxonomy places the organism in Eukaryota, Metazoa, Annelida, Polychaeta, Dinophilidae.